AUGGCCCAUCCUGUCUCCCCACCACUCCGGGAUCUUGGAUCCCCCGCUGCUGCUGCUACCGCCGUCACAAAUGCAUCCGGGCACCCGGCAUACAACGACGACCACCUCCGUCACGACCAAGAAAACAACUCCGGCAGCCAGACAAUCCCAAACAGCACCAACGGCUCGCAUUACGACGUGAGCUUCAAGCCGCGGUCGCUGAGCGUCACAGCCAAUUCGCUGUUCAAGGCCAGCCUGCUCAGCUGCAACAUGUCGUACCGCACCAUCCAGUGUCCAAGCACGCUCAUCUUUGAUGCCAACCCUCAGGACACAAGUGGCACCAGUCCCACUUCAAACCACGCAUCGCUCCCACACUUCCAGAGCUGCAGCCAGAAGCUGCUGCGGGACCUCAUUGUGCGCCGGAGCGCUAGUAUGCACACUUGGCUGUCCAACGACCAGCGCCAGCCCGAGGAACUGCUCGAGAUCCUGUACCCAUCCUCGACCGUCCCCUGGCACCACGAGCUCUCUGACGAUCCGGCCGGCUCGCCUGAGGGCCUGCUGUCGGAUGCUGCUCUGACAGAGGAGCUGCACACGACCUACUCGACAUCGUGCAUCGAGACCACCCUCACGACCUCUAAUCUCCUCAACAGCACGAGCGACUCGGAGCCAUGCAUCAAGGUUCUCUCGUGCGAUGGGAUCAUUGUACUCUCCACUCUGUGCGACGGCUCUGAGAAUCGCCGGCACCCCCCUCCUCCCAAACCAAGCCGAUCCAAGUGCAAGCUGUUUGACUGGCUCGGGAAGUUCAAGAGGCUCUUUCAGAUCCGCCACUCCUCGACGUAAGCCUUCAUCCUCGGGCCUGCCAUGCUUCUGAUACCGU
Messenger RNA from Polychytrium aggregatum, 856 nucleotides. RefSeq lists its product as uncharacterized. The record is from RefSeq and is a predicted model, not a curated record. The transcript is spliced from 2 exons. Bases 1 to 819 code for a protein of 272 amino acids. Lineage: Eukaryota; Fungi; Chytridiomycota; Chytridiomycetes; Polychytriales.